Molecule: messenger RNA, 1708 nt
Organism: Carassius carassius (crucian carp)
Lineage: Eukaryota; Metazoa; Chordata; Actinopteri; Cypriniformes; Cyprinidae
Product: HIV Tat-specific factor 1 homolog
Exons: 10
Coding region: 119-1477 (452 amino acids)
Biological process (GO): mRNA splicing, via spliceosome
Cellular component (GO): U2-type spliceosomal complex; U2 snRNP
Molecular function (GO): RNA binding
Source: RefSeq, a predicted model, not a curated record
GAGGAACUACACAUGUGCGUCCGACAGUUGCAUUCCGGAAGACGCAUAGCAGCGGACUUGCGCGUUCUUCGGAAGUGCAACACUUGUACGUACGUUUUGGAGGCUCGGCACUGGAAAGAUGAGUGGGGACUCGGAUGGUAAUAAAGUGUUCCAUGAGCAGCUCCGUCUGCAGCAGCUGUAUGAACAGAGGCGAGAGGGUGGAGAGGAUCCGUACACAUACACUGACCCAGAAGACGGCACUCUGUACGACUGGGACCAUGAAAAGAGAGCAUGGUUUCCAAAGGUAAAUGAUGAUUUCAUCGCAGCAUAUCAAGCAAACUAUGGAUUCAAUGAGGAUGGGGCCCCUGAUCCAACUGCUGCACUCCCUUUCUCUGCAUCUCUCCCUGCCAAACCGGAGGAGCCCAAAAAAACAGAAGAACCCAAGAAUCUGGAGGAGAGCACAACCCAGGGAACAGCUAAGGAGGGAGCUCAGAAAGGAGAGAAAAGGAAAGCAGAUCCAGGAUGGUUUGAAGUUGAAAAGGACAAAAACACCAAUGUUUAUGUGACAGGUCUUCCUCCAGACAUUACUCCUGAUGAGUUUGUGGAGGUCAUGUCCAAAUGUGGAAUUAUCAUGCGUGACCCUAUCACAGAAGAUUAUAAAAUGAAGCUUUACAAAGACAAGGACGGGAACCAAAAAGGAGAUGGACUUUGCUGCUACCUGAAGAAAGAGUCUGUAGCUCUUGCCAAGCGGCUUUUAGAUGAGACAGAGGUUCGGGGCUAUCAGCUUCACGUGGAGGAAGCGCGAUUCGAACUCAAAGGACAAUAUGACGCAAACAAGAAGAAGAAAAAAAACAAAGAAUAUCGCAAAAAACUCCAGCAGCAACAAAAGCAGUUGGACUGGAGGCCGGAGAAGGCUGGGGACACUCGCAAAAGGCAUGAAAAAGUCAUCAUCAUCCAAAACAUGUUUCAUCCCAGUGACUUUGAGGAGGACCCUUUGGUUCUGAAUGAGUACAGAGAUGAUCUACGGACAGAAUGUGAGAAAUUUGGCCAAGUGAAGAAGGUCAUCGUUUUUGAUAGGCACCCUGAUGGAGUGGCAUCCGUGGCUUUUAAGGAACCUGAAGAGGCGGACAUGUGUCAGAUGGCUCUGAAUGGACGCUGGUUUGGUGGGAGGAAACUGUCAGCGGAGCUGUGGGAUGGUGUAACUGACUACCAGGUUGAGGAAACCUCACGAGAACGAGAAGAGAGACUGAAAACCUGGUCCUCUUUUCUGACUGAUGAGAGUGCAUCUGCCAAAGCUAAGGCAGACUCUUCAGAAGCAGCUGAACAACAGAAUCCCAGCACACAAGAAGCAGCAGAACAGACUCGACAAGAGGAACAUACAGACGAAAGCACUGCAAAACCAAAAGAGGGGAAAGAUGAGGAGGAGGGCGACGAGGUAGAGGAAGGAGGAGUAGUGUCGACCGAUAGCAGUUUAGCAGGAAGUGAUGAGGAUGCAUAGGACUCGUUUAAUGUCUCUUGCUAAAACAUCUUCAUACUAAUAUACAAUGCUUCCUUUUUUUUAAUUGUUUAUUCCCGUGAUAUGUCUGUGCAUUUCACCAUAUCAAAAUAAGGACAGUAAUGGAAAUUUGACAGUAAAUAGUCAUUUGUAUGUUUUUAUGGUAAUGUGUGUCAUUGUCUGAAUCAGUUUGAACAUCUAUUAAUAGUUUUAUAGUAAAAAUAUAUACAAAUA